Molecule: messenger RNA, 399 nt
Organism: Candidula unifasciata
Lineage: Eukaryota; Metazoa; Mollusca; Gastropoda; Stylommatophora; Geomitridae
Source: the annotation of a GenBank genome assembly
AUGGCGGCCGAACUUGCACCCGGAAAAUGGGAAUUACAAAGUUCCGAGAAUUUUGACGAGUAUAUGAAAGCUGUCGGGGUUGGGAUGGCAAAGCGUUUAAUAGGAAACCAAGCGAAACCAACCGUGGAAAUCUCCAUCGUCGACGGGGUGUGGCGCAUAACCACAAGUUCGGCGCUGACCAAGGUCGAGGUCUCCUUUAAGAUCGGGGAGGAGUUUGAGGAAACAACACCAGACGGUCGAAAGGUCAAGACGAUAUCGAGAAUAGAGGGAAACAAGCUGAUCCAAGAACAGAAGGGAGAAGUUGACACCCAUGUGGAGAGGCAGUUCUCCAAGGACAACUUUGUCUUGACGCUGAAAGCAAAGGAUGUCGUCUGCACAAGGGUUUACAAAAGGGUUUAA